This is a messenger RNA of Cavia porcellus (domestic guinea pig), 13919 nucleotides long. Its product is annotated as large ribosomal subunit protein eL27-like. The record is from RefSeq and is a predicted model, not a curated record. Gene Ontology annotation, molecular function: structural constituent of ribosome. Gene Ontology annotation, cellular component: cytosolic large ribosomal subunit; ribosome. Gene Ontology annotation, biological process: translation. Lineage: Eukaryota; Metazoa; Chordata; Mammalia; Rodentia; Caviidae.
AUGAAAAAAAAAAAAAACAAAAAGAGCUGGUAUCCCUGGCUUGAUGCUGUCAAAAUGGGCAAGUUCAUGGAACUGGGGAAAGUGGUACUGGUCCUGGCCAGAUGCUACACCACAUGCAAAGCCAUCACUGUGAAGAACAUUGACAAGAGUGCCUCUGAUCAUCCCUACAGCCAUGCCCUGGGGGCUGGAAUUGACUGCUAUCCCCAAGUGACAGCUGCCAUGAACAAGAAAUCACCAAGAGGAAAGAUUAAGUCCUUCAUGAAGGUUUACAACUACAAUCACCUCAUGCCCACAAGAUACUCUGUGGACAUCCCCUUGGAUAAGACUGGUCAACAGAGGCCUGGCCCUCAAGCAUAUAGCUUGCGGGUGGAAAAAAAGUUCAAGGAGAGAUACAAGAUACGCAGGAACAAGUGGUUCUUCCACAAGCUUCAGUUUUAGAUGCUUUCAGUCGCAUCAUUAAAAAUUUAAAAACAACAAAAACCUGACACCUCUAAAAAACCCUUUGACCUCAAAACCACUACAUUUGGUAAAACAUUUUAUACCAAACAAAACAUCAGUAUAUUCUACAGCCAUGUCCAAGGGGAAGGACAAUGGGGUCUAAAAACUCAAACAUGUCAAGCAGACCCAAGUUCUGGAGUCCAUCCAACACUAAACAUGUUAGCAAAUCCUGCCAGAUUGCUGCCCAGACCAGGGGCAAAAAACUUUUAAUGCAUCUGUCACUGGAGCCACGCCCAUUUCUGGUGCAAUGACAGCUACCCAGAGGCAGCUUGGAAACUAUUUUCUUGGGCUGGGAAUUUAGCUCAGCACCUUAAGUGCCUGCCUGGCAAGCCUGAGGUUGAGUUCAAUCCCUGGUACCAAAAAAAGAAAAAAAAAAAUCUGUUUUCUCUAUAAUUCUUUUAAAUUCUAAUCAUCAGCCUUCCUGUGAUCAUAAAAUGUUUUCCCCUUGUAAACUUGUACUUCUUGCAUCAGACAGGCUUUUGUCACCUCUGCUGUUUCCCUCGAUGUAACUGCUUCCUGUUCAGAUGUUAAUGAAAAAGAAACUGUCUAUGUCUAGUCCUAGUGGCAAUGCCCAAAAUCUCCUUUCAUUUCCGGUAGGUGUCAUCAGCCUACCACACACACCUCUUAGGAGAUGAAAUUUAGCAACCUGAGCUCAGCCUGACAUGCUGCCAAGUGCCUGCCGACCCCGCUGUGUCUGGCUUACACUAGUGGUGAAGGUGGAAGAUGAAAGGUCAUCUUGGUGCCUGUGCUGCUGCUCCCUGGAAGGGUGCUGAUGCUCGAAGUUUCCCUGGGCACUCUACAGUCCUCCCUGGACAACAUAGUUUGAUGCACAUGACUGCAGUUGGUGGAGAGAGAGGGAGGGAUUAAAUUCCAGGAACCUAGGGGGACACAAUUUGAGACAGAUAGGCUUUGUGGUGAGGACAGGAAAUAAGUCCUUAUUUUUGUCCACAUCAUUCUCCAAAAUCUGAUGUAGAUCAGAGAGAUUAAAGGUAAACCAGUAGCUUGUGGUUAAAAUAGGUGGUAGCACAUAAGAUUCUAAUGACAGGAAGCAGGUCUGAUGGCCCCUCUCUGACAGGUUAUGGAUUAUAUCCCUCUCCUAGAAGGGCUAGGAGUGUGGUUCAGGAGGCUGAGGCCCUGUGUUUGACUCACAGCCUCUCAGUGCACCUCCCCCAUAAUAAACUGAAUAUCAUGGAUCAUGCUUUCAAUUAAGUAUGAAGCAAGUUAAGCUUAUUUUCCAUGACACAGGAAAUACAUAAUUACAAUGAUAACAAUCCCACUUCUGAGAAUAAACAGUAUAAAACUCCAGUUACAAAAAAAUACUCAUUUCAUACUAGCAGGUUUGUCUUUUCGGGAGACUCAUUUCCCAUUGUCUGUGACAAGGGUCAGCUAACUCAGGCGGAGAGGCCAGAUCGAGCUACCACUGAUUGCUGGAAAUAAAGUUUUACUGCAGCACAGCUGGGCUCAUUCAUUUAUGCAUUGCCCGGCUGCCUUUGUGCCACACUGAUCGAAUUAAACAUUUGUGGCAGAGACCUUCUAGCUUGUAAAGGCUAAAAUGUAUACAGCACUAACAAAUCUUUACAGAAAAGCUGCUACUACUUCUUUGAUAAUAACAUAAAAGUUAGAAUAAAUCUAAAUUUCCUGAAAGAAGUGAUCCAGUUAUCCUGUCUCCCUGCAGCAAAUGGCACAUGACUCCUCAUGAGAAAAUGUCGCAAAAGCACUGAGCUGUCAAGCUCAGUUGCUCAGUGUAACUGCCUGGGAACUUUCUUCAAAAACCCAACCACAGCCUCCACCAACAUCAACUAAAUGUGAUUCUAGGGUGGACCCAGGUAUCAAUAUUUUUAAAGCUUCCAUAGGGGAUUGUAAGGCAGAGCCACUGUUGUUAGAUCAGUGUUGAAUAACACUGACAGAUGGCUACCAUCCAAUACUACACAGUGAACAAAAGUGGAGUAUCUAAGGGUGUGUGCUCUGUGACUCUUUUUUGGUCAGUUUCUACACACACACACAAGUAUUGUAGAUGGUACCAAUAAAUGCAGAAGCACUGACAGUGGUUACCUCCACUGGGUGAGACUUAGAGCGAUUUAUUUAUCUGUGUUCUGCAGUAAAUACUAUGCCUCAAAACAAGUACAAUAAAUGAUAAAGUAAUCAACAGCUUAAAACCUAGUUUUCGCUUUGGAAAAACUAGAGAAGAGCACUGAGUGAUUAAAGUGUCCCUUGCAUCACUAGGGUGCACAGGCAGCCUACAGAGCAGGACACCGUCUCACACAGCCCCCAGGGCCUGUGAGUAGAGCAGGGGUUGCGGCUUCCAAGCCUCAGGCUGCUGAAGGGAUGCUUCGACCUUUUCAGGCAGGGGCUGAGCACCUGGAAUCCCAGCUACUCAGGGGGCUAGGGCUGAGGCAGGAGGACCAAAAGUUGGAGGCCAGCUAGGGUCACUUAGUAAGACCCUGUCUCAAACAUUAAAAGGGCUGGGAAUAUAGCUUAGUGGCAAAGUGCAUGGGCAGCAUGAGCUAGGCGCUGGGUUCAAUCUCCAGUCCUGAAAAAAUUGCAAACUUAAAAAAGAGAAAAGAAAAAGGAAGAAGGAGCCUGCUCUCUCCCUCUUCACAGACUUAAAGCAAGAAGGAAGUGCCUGGCUCUGCAGCCCAGUGGAUGCUCAGCUAACGUGUCUUCUUUCUCCCUAAGCCACUCAGCAUCAGAGCCUGCGGCCAGGUAGCUUCUAUUCUUGUGAGGGGCAACUGGCUUUGCCCAAGCCAGGCCUGCCCAAGGUCCUCCACAGCCGCUGGUCCAGGAGCUGUGCACUUCCCCUUGGUGUCUCUGCGGCCCCUGAAAUUCUCUCUCCCCUGCUGCCUCUCAUGAUCCUUGCCUGACUCCCAUGCUCACACACUAAGCCCACUCUUCCCUCCCCCACACUGGGGCUAAGGAAAGAAGGGAGGACUUUAGUCUUCCUCAGGGUACUUACUUGGAAUACAAAUGACAAUGGUAGCUGCCAUACGUGGAGAUCCUAUGGCUGGGCCCUGUGCUCUGGAUCUUGGCCUCUGUUCUGCAGGGUCUGUGGUCCUGCUCUCAUUUCCGCAGGAGAGGCUUGUGUUGGCAGAAGGAACUCAUCUGAGGUCACACGGCUGGCAAGUGGUAAACAAGACAUCACCUUGUUGGCUACCUCUGUUCCAUCUGGUAAUUCAGGGGGCAGGUACUCCUCAGGUGACCCCACUAUGCAGCUGUCGUAAAAAGAACAUAGCCUCUGCCUGGAAAUGACCUGCAAAGAUAGUAUCAAUGCUGGGGAUGGAACUGGGCGUGGGAGAGUGGGAAGGGUGAGGAGAAAGGAGGAGGUGAUAGCAGCUAGAAAGGGGCAGGAGGGGUGGUGGGGUUUAGGAAAUGUCCCAUAUCUUGAUCUGGUUCCUGAAUACUUAAGCAUGAUUAUUUCUAUAAAAAUCAUUCAGGUGUACAUUGGUGAUUUGGAUACUUUUCUGUAUGCCAUGCUGUUCUGUUUUUUUUUUUUUUUUUUUUUUUUGAGACAGGGUGUCGCUAUACAAUUCAGGCUGGCUUUGAGUUCACUAUGUAGCCCAGGCUGAUCUUGAAUUGACAGUUAUCCUCCCGCCUCGGCCUCCUAAAUGCUAGGAUUUCAGUGUACACCACCACACCAGGCUAAAAAAAUUUUUUUUUCUUGAGAACAUGUUUUGCGGUAUUACCCAGGCUCAUCUCAAACUCCUGGAUAAGUGAGCUUCCUGCUGCAGUCUCUUAUGGUUUCAAUAUGAAGUAUCCCCAAAGACUCAUGUGGAGAUGCCUUUUCCACAGUGCAGCAGUGUUCAGAGCUAGAGAGGUGACUCAAUCACAAGGGCUCUAACUCCCUCAGUGGAUGAGCACGUUGAUGAGGUCAGAAUGUGCUGACGCUAUUGAGCAGUGGUGGAACAGGAGGCAGGUCCUCACUGAAGGGAGCAGAGCACAGGUCAUGACCUUGAGGACUAUAUCCCUUCAGGCCCACAGCAAAGGACUGAGAGCAAAAGCAAACCUUUCUUCCUUUUGGUUGAUUUCCUCUGGUUUUGGUCACAGAAGUGAAAAGCUGGUAAGACACUAGGAUUGUAGGAAAUGCCACUGCACCAUGCUGUUUUUUCAAAGUGAUAAAAAGGCUGCUGUCCCUGGCAACUUCAGUGCCUCCUGGGAAAAGUCGGUCUUGGCCCUGCCUCAUCAUCCUGAGGAUGCUCUGCCCUGCAUCAAGCAGCUCUUGGCCUCGGAGUGUGCAUUUGUCCCUGGCAACAAUGCAGGCCAUUCUGGCUUUCUUGCUGUAGACACUUUCUCCUAGUUGGUGGCUGACAGGCCGUGCUCAGUCACAGUAUGGGCCACCUGGACCUGUGCAGAUCUAACUGGCCUCUUGCAAUUUUGUCCUCACACAAGAGCCUGGACUUUAGUCAGUGCCUAUAUCCAGCCAGAUGUGGAUCCAUGGAGGGUAAAAUGGGCAAGAGAAGAGAUGGUUAGCAGCAACUCAAGAGUGAUUGGUUUCUGUGAAACCUGGAGGAAAGGCCCCUCCUUAAGGUGCCUCAUCUGGAGAGUAAAUUGCACGAUCUCGGUGGGCUGAUCCCAAGCCAAGGGAAGGAGCACAAUCACACCCUCCCAUGGAGCAUCCGAGAGGGUGACCUGCUCUAGAGGAUGACUGACCUUGCUCUAAUACCUGGGGACAUCAGAUGCACUCCUUGGGCCUGCAUCCCAGUCUACACACUUGUUCAGGAUGCUAUUGAGGGCAGAGAGCUUUUGACAUACUCCUCUGAGUGCGCUUCUCUGAGUGUAAUGAAUGGUGUCACUGGAUUGCUACAUGUCACCUGCUCCUCAAUUCAUGUCACUGGCCUUGAUCCACUUACCCUUUAAAAACUAUCAGUGACAUCUUCAUAUAAUGUAAAUGUUCAAUAUAAUGGGGUGAAGGGGUGGGAAACUCCUUUCUGGAUUACCACGUGGGCUUAGCCUCCUCUUGAAGAGCUACCAGCUUUAUUUCCAGGAGACUAUGCCAAAGGACCUACAUUCUGCUACCAACAUCCACCUUGAACUAAAGAAAAAAGAAAGACAAUUCCCUUAAAGUGACUACUCUAUGAGUAGUAGCUAAGACCAUGGGUUUGUGUCAAGCCUGAAUUUAAAUCCUUUCUGUGCCUCCUUUCAGGUCUAUGACUUUGGGUUAUGAGUUGCUAAACCUCUGUGUAGCUAACUCCACAGGAAUGCAGUGGAGGGAAAAUGAUCCCUGCAUCUGGGACUCAGCAUGCCAUGCCCAACCCGUGGUCUGGCAGGGUCUGGUCAGUGUCAGCAAUGGCUCCAUGGGAGGCUUUCAAUGCAGCAUUGCAUGGAAGCUUCCCUGCGUGGCCUCUGCCCCCAUGAAACUUCUCUUUCCAACCUCCAGUAUAUAAAAAGAUUAGCUCAGUCUGUAAUGCUGCAGCAUUGAUCCUGGAAAUGGCUCUGUUUUAUAAUUGUGGGUUUCGGGCAAAGGUGGUUGGGUUGGAGAGAGGUGGUGCCAGGAUUACAUGCCUGUAAUCCCAGUACUCCAGAGGCUGAGGCAGGAGGAUUGCCAUGAGUUCAAGGCCAGUCAAAACUACAUAAUGAGAUCAUGUCUCAGAACUAAACUGAAACAAAACAAAUCAACCCUUGGGUAACGGACCUGAGCUAUGACUACAGCCUAGACAGGACUUUUUUUUUCAUUUUUGUACCAGAGAUGGAACUCAGGACCUUGUGCUUGCUAGGCAGGUGCUUUUAUUGAUUUUUUUUUUCUUGAAACAGAAUCUCACUAUGUAGUCUAGCCUGGGCUUGAAUUUACUAUGCAGGUCAUGCUGGCCUCAAACUUGCAGUGUUCCUCUGCCUCAGCAUCUUGAGUGAUGAGAUUACAGAUGUAUUCCACUAUACCUAGCUUAAGACAUCUUAAAAAAAUCUGAGAGUACAGUGACAUGGAAUGGUAUUGAGACCAACAUGCUAUGGAAUCAGAACUGAGACCAUGGACCAAAUCGCAGUUCUACUGAGCCCAAAUGGAGUUUUUUUUUUUUAAAUUGGUACCAGGAAUCGAACUCACGACUGCGUGCUUGCAGGGCAGGCGCUUGUUAUGCUGCUGAGCUAAACCCCUAGUCCCACAAAUGGAGUUUUUAUUCUGGGAAUCCUAGAGGAGGGAAUUGUUUUUUUUUUUUUUCUUUCUUUUUAAGAGAAAGAAACAAACAGAAAAGUAAAACAAAAAAUAAGAGACAUACAAACAACAACUAGAACAACAAAAAACCUGUAAUAGUAAAAAUAUAGGCUGUCAAAACAAGAUGAAUUUAACAAUGGCUGUAAAAUUACAUAUUGCAGAGGUCAGAAUCCUAAGCAGGGAAGAACCCCUUGAGGAGCUCCAUUUCCUAUGUGGGCCGCUUCUGCCUUCUAGUGGUCCAUCACAAGCAAGCAUCCCAACUGUGUCAGGCGCUUAUCCUUUCUCCUUUAGACAUAAGCAGCUUCUCCAAACUCCCUCCUGCUGAACACCCAGCAACAUCCUCUCCUCUCUUCAGCCUCAAGAAGUGACAGAAUAUGCAGAUGCCAGCCCCAGGAGGCCAGGAGCUUGGUUUGUUUUCCACAAGAAAGAGGAGGAUGAACUGAAGACAGCAGGAAGUGAUAGAACAAGGGUAGUGUAAAGAUCUGCAUUAUCUUCUGCUCCUUACUACAAAAGACCCUUGACCAUCUGUGAAGGUGAGCUGCUGACCUGAGGCAAAUAAACUUCACAUUAAACCUCUUCUUUCCAUCUCCCUUAGGAAGCAAAUUUACAGUGGCUAACAUUGAAUAAAUCCCUUUUACUUUGUCCUCAAAGAUAUGGCUUCCUUGACCUGGUCAGUGGCUCAGCAAAUGAGCCUGAGCAUAUGAGCCUCAGCAGUGGUAACCAUGUGGUGACCAUGGCAAGACAGGAGAAGGGCAAGUGGGAGUAGGUUUCCCCAUUUCUCAGUUAACCUGCUGCUGGGGUUCUCAACUGUGCCUGACCCACAACUCCUUUCCACGAAGUACAUUUUGUGUAACCACUGCCGUGCAGUGCCAGAACUCACUAUCAAUAAAGCAACUGCUCCCCACUGGGAGACAGACCUGACCUGGACCAAGAGAGUCUUGUUGCAUCUGAGACAAAGAGAGAACACAAGAAUGUUUCUGAGCACCCCAUCCCCCGAAUCAGCUGUUAGUGAGUGACCUGAAAAAAAACACUCUGCCUGGCAGAGGAGUCCUAUGGAGCAGCAGCACAGAUGGGUGGGACUGCCAUUUUAUUUUCAAGGGCUUGGGGCUUGAACUCCAGCAGCAAAGCAGCUCCAAGGUUCCUGAGUGAAAGAGGGAAGGGUCAUCCAGUCACAGUAGACAGCUGGCAGUUGGACAGUAGACUGGGCUGAAGUCUGUGGAGAAGUAGGAGCCGGGACCAUCCAGACUCAGUUCCACUGGAGGCCAAAAGCCAGUCUUAACCCUGGCUGUGACAGGAAGAAACCGUCUGCUCUGUGACCAGUGGCCCAAGCAGGCAGGCAGCUCUGGCCAGCGGAGGGACGUGUGAGUGGCGUGGCCAAGAUCAACCCUGCAUCCCGCAGAAAUCCUACUAUAGACUUGGUGUGGUUGCUCAGUAUAGAUUCCAGCUCCGAUGAGUGAACUAACACAGAACUGGAGCCACCAGGAGAAUUUUGUUUUGAAGGUGGUGGUUUAGGUUUGGACUUUAUUGCUAGGUUUGUUUUCUCUGUCCUGUCUUCGUUCUUUCUCUCCUGUUCCCUUCUCUAGCUCCCAAAGUUUGGGUGGGUCAUCCUUUGUCCUUCAGCCUUGCUUAUAGUAUAUCUCUCUUCAGCUAUUGCUCUGUCAGGACCCUUGUCCCUCUAAAGUUCCCUUCCCCACAGGGUAAAAUCACUCUUUCAUGGGGAAACUCACUGUGUACAAGUCCCUGGUUUGUGUUGGAUGUAGUUAUUUAACUGUAGAUCUUGCUCCCAGGGUUAGACACCGAAUUAGCAGUUACCACAGACUGUUGAUUUCUAGGCUGUGCUUGAUGAUGUUACUGCUAAUUGUACUACUUUAGCCAGGAUGCCAUAUUCAUUGUAAUCAGUGGUUCACACUUGUAUGAUGAUUGCGAUGUUUUAAAAUUUAUUAUUAUUAUUUUUUUAGUACUAGAAACUGAACUCACAGCCUCUUGCUUCCCAGCCAGGUACUUAUACCACUGAGCUAAAUCCCCAGCAUGAUGAUUGUGAUUAUUUGGUGUCAUAAUCAUUUCCACAGUCCAGAACUAAAGGACUGGGGUAUAAGCCAUACAGAUGGUAACUCAUGAUCCCUGAUAAAGUGGGAAGGUAGGACCUUGGGACAGACACAAAGACCAACAGCCAGCUAUACCUAGAAGGCAUCUCAGAGGAAUAGAUGUUUCCUAGACAAUCCCCAAUACCAGCAAUAAAGCUAUCUAACAGAAGAAAAUUACAAAUUAAAAUUUAAAAAAUAGAAAAUGACAAGACACAGAGGCAAAAUGCAAUCCCAGCCUUCCAGCCCACCCAGGACAAAUCCAGGGGACAGUGAGACAGAAGAAAACAGGUCAUUCACCUGAAUCUUCUGUAGGUUGUUUCCAAGAUCUGGCUAUUAUAAACUGUUGCUAUAAAUAUGGGUAAACACAUGGAAAUGAAAUAUCAACCUACUGAAUGAUAAUGACAAUAUACAUACCAAACUUGUGGGACACAAUGAAGUCUUAAGAGGGAAAUUUAUAGUAGUAAGUACCCAUGUCAGGAAAACAGACCAAGCACAUAUUAACAACUUUAUGUUGAACCUCAAACUUCUAGAAAAAGAAGAACAGGUUAAACCAAAAGCUCAUAAGGAAAUUAUGAAGAUCAUAGCACAAAUUAACACACUGGAGGCUAAAAAGCAAUACAAAGAAUCAAUGAAUCAAAGAUUUGGUUCUUUGAAAGAUUAAAUAAAAUUGACAAACUAUUAGCCAAUCUUAUCAGAAAAAGGAAAGAAAAGAAACAACAAGGGUGAAAUCACAACAGACCCUGUAGAAAUCCAGAAAAUCAUCUUGACCUACUUUGCAAACUUGUAUUCUAAUAAAUGGAAAAUUCAGAAGAAAUGGACAGAUUCCUAAUACAUAUUGUCAUGGUUUAUGUCUAUGGCCCCCAGGCCUCAUGAGUUUGCAUUGUUUAUGUGUGAUGGCUCAUUGUAAAGUGCUUGGAUUGAUGGUGUCAGUGCUCCACCCACAUAGGGGUGGAGCCAGGAUGUGAUGUAAUGGCAGGAAGAAGGUGUGUCUUGCUCUUUGCCGGUUCCUGUUUGCUGUUUACAGCCACCAUGAACUGCAUGCGGCCCAGCCAUGCAGCCUGCCUAGGAGCCAAUUGAAUGUAGACUGCAACCUCCAAAAACUAAGAAAUAAACCUUUCCUUUCCCAGCUUUGGGCUUCAGGUAUUUUGUCUCAGCGACGAGUAAAAAGUAACUAAGACACAUAUGAAUUACCAAAGCUGAAUUAAGAAGUUAUAAAAAUCAUAAGUAACACAAUAUCGAUAAAUGAAACAGAAGAUGUAUGUGCUGGGGAUUCAGCUCAGUGGCAUAAGUGCCUGCCCUGGAAGCACUCAGUCAUGAGCUUGACCCCUGGUACCAAAAAAAAAAAAAAAAAGAAAGAAAGAAAGAAAGAAAUUGAAGAUGUAAUUAAAAAUCUAUCAACAAAGAAAAGCCAAGGACCUGAAGGAUUCACUACUGAAUUAUACAUGAAAUUUAGUGAAGACCUAACAGAACUACUUCUGAAACUCUUUAAUGAAACUGAACUGGUUGUUUGGUUUCGAUUUGUGUGUGUGUGUGAGUGUGUGCGAGCGCCAGGGAUGCAACUCAUGACCUCGCACUUGCCAGGCAGGUGCAUAUGCCAUGGAGCUAAAUAUCAAGUCCACUCUUUCACGAAAUUGAAAAGGAGGCAACACUUCCAAAUACAUUCUUGGAAGCAAGCAUUAUCCUGAUACCAAAACCAGACAAGGGCCCAACUAAGAAACAGAAUUGCAGGCCAAUCUCUCUAAUGAACAUUGAGGCAAAAAUUCUCAAUGAAAUACUGGCGAACAGACUGCAGCAAAUUAUCAAAAAGACUGUACACCAUGAUCAAGUAGGAUUCGUCCCAAGUAUGCAGAGAUGGUUCAACACAUGUAAAUCUAUAAAUGUAAUAUACCAUGUUAAUAGAGCCAAGGACGUGCCUGCCUUGCCAGCAGGCAGUCAUGAGUUCAAUCCCUGGUACCGAUAAAAAGGAAAAAGGAAAAAAAAAAAAAAAAAAAAAAAGAGCCAAGGACAAAGACCAUAUGAUCAUCUUAAUAGAUGCAGAGAAAGCUUUUGACAAAGUCCAGCACCCAUGCAUGAUAAAACCCUCUAUAAAAUCAGAAUAGAUGGUCUUUAUCUCAAUCUGAUUAAAGCCAUCUAUGACAAACCAACAGCCAACAUCAUACUACAUGGAAAAAGCUUAAAUCUGUCUCUCUAAAAUUAGGAAGAAGACAAGAAUGUCCAGUGUCUCCACUCUUAUUCAACAUAGUGCUGGAAACAUUAGCCAGAUCAAUUAGAAAAGAGAAAGAAAAGGAAUAAAGACAGGAAAGGAAGAAGUUAAGCUAUUGUUAUUUGCAGAUGACAUGAUAGUCUAAUUUGCUGAAAUGAUAUUUUAGGGAAGGGGACUUCCGGGAGAACAUGGUGGACAGACAACAGCAACUACCGGAGGCUCUCUGAAAGGCUCGGCUCAGAGGCCAGGAAUGAUGCAGACUAAGGAGACAUGAACCGGUAGAGAUAUGCUCUGCUGACUCAGGAAUGAACUGGGCUGAGAGAAACCAACUUAGAAUACAGUCCUGGCGCUAAAAUAGGAACAGAAAAGACUCGGUGUGGAGGCUCGACCCCGCGCCAUUGGAAACCGCGAUUUGGGUUUCCCGCCGCCCGGCGGCUGGCUGCCUCCACAGCGGCUCGGCAAGGAGAGACGCGCAGAAGCUCUGGGAACAGGAAUCUGUGAACGGAGUCGAAAACAGGACGGACAAGGAGGCGUACACGAAAACUGACUGGUGGCGAGGUGAGUGAGAGAAACUGACCCCCUACCACAGUUUGACUCCAGCGGAGGACUUUCUGGGCUCGGGCAGCCCUGUAAGAGCAGGGCGCGGUGGCGACUCCAGCCACACAUUCCCCUCUCAGACUGGAUUGGUGAAAAGCGCCUGGCCUGCGUGACGCUGCGGGCAGACUCAGUAGGCUGGCCUAACCCAGAUCCCAGAGCCUGACGGUAGCCCGGAGGAGCGAGUGACUCCCGCGUAGGCUGCCUCCUCCGCAACUCCCUGGUGCGCAGCGGUGGGCGGGAACACCUAGCCAGCGCAAUUUGAUCAGGCUGUGGCUGACAGGCAGGGAAGCCGGGCCUCCUAUGUAAGCUUGCAUUUUAUAAGGAACAGAAAAUAUGGGGAAGGGAAGCAACAAGAAAGGCUCCUCGGCCCCCAAUUCUGAGAAACAGGCAAUAGUGGACACCGCACCAAUAUACAUUAAGCGCCAUAUAGAGAGCCUCAUAGACCAAUUCAGGAAUGAAGUUAUCAACGACCUGAAGCUAGAAGUAUGCAGAAUAGUUAGAGAAAUGCUAAGCACCACCCAGGAAAAAACAGAUGGUGGAAUGGAAGAACAGAAAAAGAGGGGAGAAUUGCUUGAUGGAGAAAACAGAGAAAGCAUUGAGUAUGUGAAGCAGGUUCAAAGGGACUAUCAAGAAAUUAAGAAGUCUAUCCAAGACUGGCAUAACAGCUUGAAAGAAACUAAGGACAGACUAUCUGAACUGGAGGGCAGACUUGUAAUAUGGGAGAAUGAAAUGAAAAACUUCUUAAAAAUAACAAAGAAACAAACAGCAAUAAUACAAGGACAAGAAGAUGAUAAGAGGAGCCAUAACUUAAGGAUUAAGAACAUAAAAGAAGAAGUAGGGACACAAACAAGUGAACUACAAAAGCUACUCACAGAAAUAAUCCAGGAGAAUUUUCCUAAUUUAGCAAAAGGUAAAGAUACUCAGAUGUAUGAGGCAUACAGGACCCCAGCUACCUACAACCCUAACAGAGAAACACCCAGGCAUAUAAUAAUAAAAAUUCCAGAAAUUCAAUACAAGAACAGAAUAUUAAAAGCUGUCAGAGACAAGAAACAGACCACUUACAAGGGAACACCCAUCAGAAUUACAGCAGAUUUCUCUGCACAAACCAUCAAAUCAUGAAGAGCGUGGGGGGAAAUAAUUCAAGCUUUGAAAGAUAAUAAUCUCCAGCCAAGAUUGAGAUAUCCUGCACAACUGUCCCUGGAAAUUGAUGGAAAAACGAGGUGCUUCCAGGAUAAAGAGGAACUGGGGGAAUUUGCAACCACCAAUUCAACUCUACAGAAAGUAUUGCAGGAUAUUCUAAAAAAAGAAAAAUACAAAGAACCCAGAAAUAGUGGCGGGGAGGCCACAACGAAUGGAGCAGAGAACAAAAUGAAGAAGACAAACUGACAGCUACUGACAGAAAAAGAGCUCAACAGAAAUGAGGCAGAGAAGAUUGGAUGAUAGGAACAGCUAUUUUGGAGAAAAUGACAUCUUAAUAGGUAAUACUGAUUUAGUACUAUCUUGUUUUGAAGUCUCAUCUAGCUUUUGUUCUUCUGUCUCCAAUGGUCUAAACAGGUUGUAUCUUAUUGAAUUUUAUUAUGUACGAUAGUAUAAGCAAAAACCUUUUAAAGACAAGGAGAAUAUACAGAAACCAUUGUUCAUUUUCUGUUAAGUCAAUUCUAAAUACUCUAUAAUGCUGUCAUUCUCUUAAAUGGUUUUACAUUGUUUUGAUAUACUUAAUGCUACAGUAUAUGAAGUUGUACUCAAGGACUUCAAGGAAACAGUCUAUAUGGUAACUACUUUUGGGUCGGAAUUAUCUGGUGGUGAAAUACUAUUCUGCUUAAAUGGUUAUGUUUUGAUCUGUGCUGUUUCGCUGUUAUGCCCUCUUUUUUCUCAAUCUCCAUUAUUUACUUUUUUAUUUUUAUCCAUUUAAUUAAAGGGAAAAAAAUAGCAGGAUAUAAUAUAGUAACCCACUUUGACUUUCUAUUAUCUCGAUUUGAAGCCUUGUAUUAUUCUCACCAUCUUGUUUUUGACUGAGGUUCCUCUAUUCUGUUUUGCUGGAUAGUAUCAGGUUCGAAAGUUUAGGCGUCAGCUGAGAAGAUAAUGAGAUUCAUUAUAACGCCCAUUCUCGUUGACUUUUAUCUACUUUUGAAGACCUACAAUGUCUCCAAUGUUUUGGUUUUGUCGGUUUUGUUCUUUACUGUUUUGUUCAAUUGUAUUACAACUAAUGAUAUAGGCAAUUCUAUUAGAGAUAGCGGGAGGCAUUAUGGUAACCAUUGUUGAUCACCUUGUAUUAUGUUUUUAUAUUAUCUAUUAUGUCCACCCUUUUGACUUGACCGAUUCUGUUCUGUUAUGUCACAUUUGGUUUUACUCUCUUCCAAAAAAGCAAUACGAACCGUGGGAGCAAUGAAACCCAAAA